Lodderomyces pseudojiufengensis is the source of this 2031-nucleotide messenger RNA. RefSeq lists its product as uncharacterized. Bases 1 to 2031 code for a protein of 676 amino acids. The transcript has a single exon. The record is from RefSeq and is a predicted model, not a curated record. Lineage: Eukaryota; Fungi; Ascomycota; Pichiomycetes; Serinales; Debaryomycetaceae.
AUGUCAGAUGUUAAAAUUGAGAUUGAUCGUACAACCACAGAUGGAACUUUUACAAAUCAUGAUAUCAUAAAAGGAUCAGUAACAUUAGUUGUUACAAAAGCAAUAACUUUGAAUUGGAUACAAGUUAAAUUAGAAGGUAUAUCGUCAACACAAUUAUCUAUACCAAAACAACUAAAUAAUAGAAAAGAUAGAGACAAGAAAGAAAAAUUAAUAAAAGAUGAUCACAAAGUAUUGUACGAUACUCAAAUUGUAUUUCCCCCGGAUAAUGUACGACAAGUUUCUCAAGCCAAAGAUUUUACUUUAGCCCCAGGUAAUUAUUCUUAUGGUUUUGAAUUUAAAAUACCAUUGAAUAAUUCAUGUGUUAAAAUGGGUGGAAUCACCAAUAAAGUUUCAUUAAAUCUUAAAACAUUUGAUGUCAUGAUAAAUAAUGGUAAUUUUAAUUCUACAUUUGUUAAAAAUAAGGCAAAUCAAUUUAUAAAUGAAUAUGGAGUACCUUUAAAUGGUUCAAAUCAAAAAGGAUCGAUAAAACCUCCACAAAAUCAGCAACAGCAUUAUCAUAUAACAUCCCAAUUGCCUCCUUCAUUAUCAGGUAUAGGAGAUUUUGCAAAAAUAAAAUACUUUUUAAAAGUUACUUGUAAAAGAUCAUCAUUUUUGAAGACUAAUUUAAGAGCAUAUGAUCCUUUUAUUUUUCUACCUUUGGAUUUGGAUAUGAAUAAUAGACCAUUAUUGGGUAAUCAAGAAUUUGAGGUAGACUAUAGAGAAGCAUUUGUUAGAAAAGAAUUAAUUUUCAGAAAUAGAAUACCAGAGAUUGUUGGCGUAAAAUUUCCUACAAAUUCAACAAGAAAAACCAAUGAGAAAAAAGCGUUACCUGCUGUACCUAAUAUAGCUCCGAAAAAACAAGGAUUAAUUCUGAGAUUGUUUGGAAGUGACUCGAAUGUUUCGUCUUCAUUAAAUACGUCAAAUGUUUAUUCACAAGCAUCUCAUCAAAUUCCACAUUCAAGUUCUGAAAAACCUCGAAAAUUUAUACCUGAGAUUAAUGCGAAGGAUGUACCGUUUUCAUUUGAAAUAAGAUUUCGAUAUCCUGCGUUUUUGAUACCUACAAAACCACCAUCUUUUAAGUUAUUUUUGAUUUCAAGCUUGAAUCCUCAAAGAUAUAGUUUAGCAGAAUAUGGCAAACCAGAUGAAUCAAAUGGAUUGGGGAUUAUAUACUUACAAAAACUUACCAUUACCCUUACAUCGACCACUUUAGUCUCAGUAGUAGAAAAUGAUGGAGCAUCGAAUGAGUAUCACAUGGGACAACACGAAGAAAGAAUUGAUAUUUGUAAUAACACCUACCAAAAUUUAAAAUUUGAUUUAAUGCAUAGUCAAUUGAAUAGAAACGCAUCAUCGGUUUCAUCAAAUAAUUUGAAUUCACCUACAAAUUCCAUAUACGAAAUUGAAAUUCCUCGUAAAUAUUUUGAUAAUUGUAUAUUACCUGAUCAUUUGUCCCCCAGUUUCAAAACAUGUAAUAUUACAAGAAAAUAUAACCUUAACAUAAAAGCUGGAUUUUCUUGUGAAAUAAUUAAGGACUUUAGGGAUAAAUCAGAACUUUCCAAAAAAAUUAAGUACGUUGAUUUACAAUGUGUCAAUAUCAAAGUAUUAAGUGGACUAAAUAUUACAAGCACGCUCCAUAACAACGCUUCUAGAAGUUCAAUACCUACUUUAUCACAAAAUUCAACUAGCAAUAACACACCACAAUUACAUACACCACCACCUACACUUCCCAGUAAAGCAUCAGAAAGACUGUAUUCUCACUCAUCAAUAAGUCCGAUGAAUCACAGCAGUCCCCAAAAUAAUGGUUCAUCUCAUAAUGAAUCUAAUGGACACAUACAAGAUCACGAGACAAAUGAAAAUUCCACGAAUGAACCAACGGCAAUGCUACCAACUUAUGAAGAUGUUGUUUUAGAAAGUUCAUAUCAAGACAAUAGUGAACAUCAGAGAGCUAGACGUAGGUAUCAACAACAUGAACAGUAUUAUUAUAAUUUAGAAUAG